AUGUUGGACGGCGACCUUCGUGCGGCAACUCCGGAGGAUUCCCCCUACGGCUCCGACGGGCUGCGAGAGAGUGGGCGGGGCGGCCGCGGGCGUUGUGUGGGGCUGUUUUUUUGCCAGCUCUCCGCGCUACUGUGGAAGGAGUACCUUGAGCGCGCCCGCCGUCCGUGGAAGGCGACCGUGGAGCUGCUGACGCCUGCGCUUCUGAUCCUUGUCCUGGCCUACGCCGUCGGGCUGAGCCCCGUCGUGUGGAUUGAGCCCUUCCACCACUCACGUCUUCCGGAGGUGACACUCCGCCAGGGCGUCCCAAACGAAGGCGUCGUCUCCCCUGAGUGGGAGAAGGAUGUGGCAGCGGUGAAGCAGUGGCGCGGCGUAUUCGCCGCGCUUAACACGACCUCUUUCUUCGUAGACUACGUCUUGACGCUGGCCGCCCUGCGCGAUGUCGCGGAAGGCGACUACCACAACGACCCUGCUGGGGUGUUGUGGAACGCGACGACGCUGCGGCAAGAGGUGGCGCGUGCCCUGCUGACGAACCGCUACGCCGCAUCCCCCUUUAAGGUCCCAACGUUGGAUGGAUACACCUCUAUGGUGAAGGCUGCCCGGGUUGCUAUUGGAGAACGGGGGAUGAAGCACACGAUGCACGACGACCCACUCAUUCAAUUUAUUAUCUAUUUUGGAAAGCUGGCGUUUACCAUUGCGGAGCGCGGCAACGCAGAGCUCGCAGAGGCGGCAGAGAGGCUUAUCGAAUACUUGAACGUGACGACCAAGUCCUUUGCAGCCACUGUGCUUUGUCACUACGAUAUUGCUGGUGAGGAAAAUAGCAGCUGCGUCUUUGACAACGCCUCGAGGUUUGCUUCGUUGCUGCGACGGCCGCGCUUGUGGCAGGGCCAAGCCUUGUGGGCGCUUGUCCGCCUGGACCGUCUGACGGUGCAACCUCCAGAAUUUCGCUACACUAUUUUUGUCAAUGAAACGCUGCUGCAAACUCAAGCGCCGGUGGAGGCCUUUUCGCAGGGCCUGGGAAAGGACUACGCGAACUACGCCUACAACGGUGUCUUGUCGCUUCAGUAUGAACUCAAUACGUACUUUACCUCCCUCGCCGCCCCCCCACGAGCGCGUCAAAAUAUGUCCUUGACUCCGUUGGUGGAUUAUGUUUGCAGCGCCGCCCCGACAGCGCAUAACGCCACCGCAAACAUGUUUGCAGAGCCAAUGGAUGUGGAUCAACGUGAAUUGGUUGAGAAGGCCGCCGCGAAGGGUCCCAUUGUAACCCUCCACCCACGGCCCUUUACGAGUGUGAAUGCCAUUUAUGCCCCAUGCCUGUAUGAGGUGGGGGCAUUUUGCGAGGAUGCUAACACUACAAAAUCCUUCUUGAAGUGCCUUGAGGAGGUUGAUGCGCGGGGAGAAACGUCGUCGGUGUGCCACACUGCACUGAAGUUUGUUACGAAGUGUCCUCUUCCCAACACCACUGCGUGUGGAAAAGGCGACGCCUAUCAGCUUCUCAGAGAUGUUCCCUCUGCAUUACCUGAAUGUGCAGAGUCUCUCGCCCCCUCGUGCACCGAGGACAGCUUCCUUCAAAAAGUAAAGCAAACGAAGUCUGUAUUGAGUUGCCACGCUGAUCUCAUGCGUCUGUGCGGUCCGGGAUUUCACUCGCGGUCUGUCCUCAAUGACUGUAUUAAGCUUGUACGCCAAACGGCGGAGCCUCUUUCGGAGGAGUGUCGUAGGGUUUUUGCUUCCUUUUUACCGUGUGAGGACGAGUAUGAAUCCAUCUGUCCGUGGGGUAAGUCUGGCGGGAAGGAGGUCAUUCCAUACGCAUGCCUUUACGAGAACUCAAUUCUUCUUAGCUUGAGGUGCAAGACCACACAAUUUGUGAAGGACAUCCUGCCAGAUUUAUUUUCUAACGAGGCUGUGCGGGAGACUGUUCCUGCCGCCACUCACUACUGCCGUGAGGUGCAUGAUGUCUACAAAACUCUUGUAAGCAGUGUGGUGGCUCAGGCGUUUCCCACGACUGGGUAUUAUCAAGAGUUGUUCUUUCUAACGGGAGGUCACUUUCUGGGGUUGGUGCUUGCCAUUGCGUACUACUUUCCAUUUGCGGCCACUGUGCAAUCCAUUGCGCGCGAGCGGGAGACGUGGCAACGAAAGUACCUCAUUCUCAUCGGGACAAAUCCUGCGGCGAUAUUACUUAGUAAAUUUGUCACAGCCGUUAUCGUUGCCACUAUUGCAUCUCUUUUUGUGACAUUUGCGAUGGCGUUUUGCGUUGGUAUACCGAGCUACGUCGUGUUCAAUCUGCUCUACCUGUAUUCACUGAGUCUCAGUGCAUUGGCGGCUGCGGUUGGGGCGGUUGUCCCGGGGGAACGCGCGGCCACCCUCACAGCACCGUUUAUUCUCCUUCUGUCUGUCGCUCCUGCUCUUGUGGACGGCCGACCAACAGAACUCGCGGGGGCGUCUAUGCUCCUUCCGCCUGCGGCCCUCGCCAAGGCAAUCGCCCAGUACGCCAAAGCCGCCCAGGUGGGCCAGAGACAUCCUACACAGCCUGGCACGUUUCAGCGGGCCUUGUGGAUACUCUUUGGGCUGACGGCGAUGUACGGACUCCUAGCAGCUUUGCUGGAGUAUCUAUUCAUUCCAAACUCGGCUCUGGAGCGACUCCUUAGACGCUGUGCAUCUUGCGUGGGUAGGCUGGAGGAUUACCUUGAGCAAAGAAGUCGUCACAUUGUUCGAUAUUACGAGGGGGAGGAGAUGACGUCCGGGGUUGCGCUGACGCGUGUCAGGCAACAUGACGGAGAGACACACGACGGGGGCGGCGCACGGCGGUCGAAGCAGGAGUUUAAUAUUGCUGGAGUCCAUGGCACACCCGCUGGUGAUGCAGCCGAGGGACGUCAGCUUAUUGAUGUAAAUAGCCUUUCAGAGGGAGCGGGGCCACCUCUUCGCGCGGUCUCAACAACUCAAGAGGCAGGAGCCCCGGCCGAGUCUUCAACGGCGCAAGGUGCUGCCGCCGCCCCCGAGACGCAUGUGUCCCUACCGGUUCCAAGUGGUUGGCAUGCAGCCAUCACGGUCCGUCAUCUCUGCCACACCGCUGUGGGACACGGUCGGUGGCUGCGCGUGCAUCGUGCCGAUUUUUAUCAAAAUCGUCUUAACUGCAUCGUGGGUGGAUCCGUUUCUGGGAAGAGUCGUCUGCUGGAAACACUGAUGGGAAGCAGCGACCUUCCUGCAGGUGAGGUACGGAUCGACGGCAAAAACAUUUGGUCCUGUCAGCGUGACGAUAUUGGCGUCUGUCUUUAUAGAAGCGUGUUUUGGGACCACUUAACUGUCGCUGAGAAUAUUCGUCUCAUUCAGCUACUCAAGGGGUUUAUUUCAGACCCUGUCGAGGCGGGUGUGGAGGAAGACAUCCUCGUCUCUGCCCUUCAACUAACGGACGUGCGUCAGGAAAGGGCCGUGCGCCUGACAACGGGGGUGGCCCGCAAGCUCUCUGUUGCCAUGGCCUUCGCCGGUGGAUCUCGCACCCUGUUUUUCGAUGAACCGACCGCCUUCACCGAUGUUUCAUCGCGGCAUGAGAUUUGGCAUUUGCUCUCUCAGAAUGCAAAGGGGCGAUGCAUCGUCGUCUCCACCAGUGACGUAGAGGACGUGGGGGUCUUUGCCGAGCACAUCACCGUGCUGUUCGACGGCGGCCUCGCCCUUGCUGGGACACCCGAUCACAUUCGAUGGAAACUGCGUGGCGGCUGGGUCGUGACCGUCUGCCGUGCCGAAAAUACCGACAUCUCGGCCAUGUUAAAUCACGUUCGCUCCCUGGCUCCAGAUGCAAUAGUCGUAAGUAACGUUGGCCGUGAAAUCUCUUUUCAGGUGGUGGAAAGCGUCGCCAUUCAGACAUUACCGGUCCUUCUGACGGAAUUGAGGUCGGCGCGGGAAUCCGGGGCCAUCACGAACAUUACAGUUUCAGAUGCCCGCUUGAGUGAGUCCUUUGUCCGCUUAACGCGCGUGCUGCAACUUCGUGAAUCUGGUGGGGCCAAUACCCCGCCGACGGAAGUUGCCGACUGGAAUGGCGACUACGUCAUGCUGCCAUCGUCAACCGAGAACGAGGUAGCUGGCGAAGGUGCCGUGGAGAGAAGCAGGGUGGGCUCCACUGAGGAACGUGCGUCGCGUGGACGGCGCAGCUUUAUUCGAACAUACUUGACUUUGUUUGGUUAUCGUGCAUUUGAGGCCUUUUUGGGUACGCACUACGGACUCCUAGUGAUGCUGGUGCCUCUACUUUCGCUCUUGGUCGGGACGGCGUCUUUGGGCAAACGGUUUGAUUCAGAUAGGCUGGGGGCGGCUUCUCUUUUUAACUGGCAGUUAUCUUCUGAUCCCAGCACUAUCUUUUACAUUGAUGUGAACGCCUCAGGGUCGCCCUAUGAAUCCAUCGCAGGGCAGUUGUCGUCGAUUAGCAUACCCAACACGCAGUCAAAGUUUUCACUGGUAAAUGUUACUUCCCUGUCUCCGAUAGAGCACAGCAGUGUGGGCUUGGACCAUUUCCUGAUGGAGUCUCGGGCGUCAAUGGACGCGUUUGCCUUUGGUGCCUUUGCAUUGCAAGGACCAAUCGUACGUGUGUUGAACAGCACGGCAUGGCCGUCACUCUUCCCUUGGGUGGCGGACGUUGUGCUAUGCAACACCUCGUAUCCGUUAAGUCUACCGGCGCACCUGGAGAUAUUGGGAAUGCUGAGACUUUGGGCGGCGCGUAACGAAACCGCCGGAGUUAUUAGUGCCUCCAUUGGAGUGGUGGGCGAGUUGGGGUUUGGUGGUGAAGCAAAUCACACAUUCCCGUCCAUCGCGGUGGAUGUGAUGGGGACACUUUUGAUGCUGCUGCCCUUUGCGUUUUACGGCAGUCGAAUGGUGGCGGCGCUUGUUGAGCAGCGUCAUAGUGGGCUUCUUCAGGUGCUGUAUAGCUCUUCUCUUCGUCCGGCCGCGUUCUGGCUGGCAAAUUUCACGUACGACUUUGUGACUUUUUUUAUUUUGGUGCUUAUUACUGCCUUAUUUAUUGCUUUUGGUGACAUUUCACGCGGCGUGGGUGUGGGUGGUUUCUUUGCCAUUAUGGGCGCCAUGCUUGUGUUUGGCUGCAGCACCAUUAUGCUCUCCUACGUCCUGAGCAGGUGCUUCAACAACGCCAUUGCUGCCCAGACCUUCGUCACGGCAUUUACGAUUUUCACCGGCUUUGCCUUCCUGAUUUCGUCCUCCACCGUGCGCUUCUUACCGGAGAACCCCGUGACAUGGGCGGCAAAGUCGUGGAAUGAAAAGUUUUCCGUCCUGAUGCGAUUCCUUCCACUCUACAAUCUUGGGGAGUCGUUGAUGAACUACCUUUCGUCCAGGACCUUCGACGAGGACUUGCAGGUGUUGAUUCGCCUGCAGCCUUUUAUGUUUUUCACGUUCACCUUCGUACUGAUGCUGCUCUACGAGUCAUUUGCUGCGGUGAGUGUGUGCGUGUUUCUCCGAGACAAGCUGCGUCCGCUGCUCCAUAAGCUGGGACGCAAAGCCGUCCGUCUCUUAUGCCCGUGCCACAACGACUGCAACGAAGUUUGCGGCGACGAGUCGCUGCAUCGCUGGGAGGAUCCAUCGCGGCUGCUUGCAAACGAGGACGCUUCCGUCGCGGUGGAACGGGAGAAGAAGUCUGCGGUGGAGGAUGUUCGCGCUUCAACGCUUUGGAAGCUCUGCCACGACGUCUACGCCCUGCAAAACGUGACCUUCAGCCUACGGAGCGAGGUCCUCGUUGUGGUUGGGAUUAACGGGAGCGGCAAAACGACGCUUUUGCGCUGUCUCUCAGGCGAAGUGCUCCCCUCCCAUGGUGAUGUGUUUCUCCGUGGCCGCUGUACCACACGCCAGGUUGCCGCUAAACUCACUGCGAGUGCCGCUAUUGGGUACGCGACAGAGGCGUUAAUUUUGCGACACAGCAACCUCACACCGUACCUCUUUCUCAAUAUCAUGGCCGACCUCCGGCUGCUCAAACGCGACCUGGGGCGUAAGCAGCACCUGAUUUACCUAAUACGGGCCUUGGGUAUUUGGUCCUCCAUGCAUGUUGCCAUGCGGAUGCUCAAUGCGACGGUUCAACGGCGCGUGGGUUUGGCGGCGGCCCUCGUCGGUUACCCUCCGCUCCUAGUACUGGACGACGUCACUGAGUCGCUUGAUCCGUGCUCCAGAAGACACGUUUGGGCGGCGAUUCAGUCGGCGCCGCAAGGUACCACGACCGUCUUCUCCUCAAGGAGCCCCGAUGAUGUUGAGAUGCUUGGCGAUCGUGUGUUAGUUCUUGAUGAGGGCAUGAUGCGUUUUAUAGGGACUCCGGCUGAAUGGCGCGGAACACACAGGGAGGGACUCGAUGUCUCCAUUGACGUUUCACGCCUGCAGGACACUUGCGGGUUUGGUAGUUCACAGUACCCGGGGGCGGUAGAGAAGCUGCAGAAAUUCUUUACGAGUCACUGGCCUGAUAGUCUGCUGAUCGAUUGUCGGCCUUUCCACUACGUGUUUCAUAUCCCUUACCUUGUAUGCGAGAAGGAUGCAACAGGCACCGCUCUUCCCGCGCCGGGCAGGAGGGGGCGCGUGUUCUCGCAAGCGCGUGCGAUUCGCACAGUUCUGGCCACACUCGUCCAAGGCAGAGCGGACGGCUGGACGUUGCCUGAAGCUCGCGAAGAGAGUGCAAAGACGGGCGAGAGUGGGACCUGUUUUCCCUGCUAUAUCACAAUUUCGGAGACGUCGAUCGAGCGUACAAUGCAGACCUCCUUUGGUGAAAGCCUUGCCUUUAGGACAGCUGCUCGGGGACUACACGACCGCAAUGUUCGCGUAAAUCCACGAAAGUGA
Molecule: messenger RNA, 6807 nt
Organism: Trypanosoma conorhini
Lineage: Eukaryota; Euglenozoa; Kinetoplastea; Trypanosomatida; Trypanosomatidae
Product: putative ABC transporter
Exons: 1
Coding region: 1-6807 (2268 amino acids)
Biological process (GO): lipid transport; transmembrane transport
Cellular component (GO): intracellular membrane-bounded organelle; membrane
Molecular function (GO): ATP binding; lipid carrier activity; ABC-type transporter activity
Source: RefSeq, a predicted model, not a curated record